Peromyscus maniculatus bairdii (prairie deer mouse) is the source of this 1344-nucleotide messenger RNA. RefSeq names its product mitochondrial ribosomal protein L44 (gene Mrpl44). Gene Ontology annotation, molecular function: ribonuclease III activity; double-stranded RNA binding. Lineage: Eukaryota; Metazoa; Chordata; Mammalia; Rodentia; Cricetidae. Gene Ontology annotation, biological process: RNA processing; mitochondrial translational elongation. Gene Ontology annotation, cellular component: nucleus; mitochondrial large ribosomal subunit; microprocessor complex. The record is from RefSeq and is a predicted model, not a curated record.
UCCGGCUGACUUCCUUCCGUUCUCCCUUGCCUGGGUCCUGCCAUGGCUUCUGCAGUGGUACGGCUGCUGCAGCAGGGCCCUCGCUGCCUCCUGGCUCCGGCCGCCCCCAUCCUGCUCCCCCAGGUUCGGGGAAUGAAGAAGGGGUUCCGUGCAGCCUUCCGCUCCUACAAGGAGCUGGAGCGGAGGCGCCUGCUGCGCUGCCCGCCGCCGCCCGUGCGACGGUCCGAGAAGCCAAACUGGGAUUACCAUGCGGAGAUACAAGCCUUUGGGGCUCGGCUGCAAGAAACCUUUUCCUUGGACCUUCUCAAAACUGCCUUUGUCAAUAGCUGCUACAUCAAAAGUGAAGAGGCGAAACGUCAGAAACUUGGGAUAGAGGAAGAAGCCGUUCUUCUGAAUCUCAAGAACAACGAAGACCUAGCUGAACGAGGCCUGUCUUUUUCACAGACGUGCCUAACACAGUCUCUUGCGGAUGAGUUCCCAGACUUGCCCACCGAAGGCAUUGAAGGCCUGGUUAGCUUUCUCACUGGCGAGGCGGUGGUGUGCCACGUGGCUAGUAACCUGGCUGUGGAGCAGUUGACCCUCAGCGCGGAAUUCCCUGUCCCCCUGCCUGUAUUGCGUCGGACCUUCUUUGCCGUGAUUGGAGCCCUGCUGCAGAGCAGCGGCCCGGAGAGGACUGCACUUUUCAUCAGGGACUUUUUAAUUACGCAAAUGACGGGGAAAGAGCUCUUUGAGAUGUGGACCGUCGUAAACCCCAUGGGACUGCUGGUGGAGGAACUGAAGAAGAGAAACAUUCCAGCUCCCGAGUCCAGGCUCACCCGGGAGUCAGGAAGCACAACUGCCUUGCCUCUGUAUUUUGUUGGCUUGUACUGUGAUAAAAAGCUGAUUGCAGAAGGCCCCGGGGAAACGGUCCUCGUGGCAGAGGAGGAGGCCGCUCGAGUAGCCCUGAGGAAGCUCUACGGAUUCACAGAGAACAGACGGCCCUGGGACUAUUCCCAGCCCCGAGAGAGCUCGAAAGCAGAGAAAAGCAACAUUGCCAGCUCGGCGGCAAGCCGGUGACACCACCACAUCUAGAGUAGGCAGUGAGACAGAUGCUCCAGGAUGAGCAGCUCAGAUACAGGGAGGGACACGUCUUGUCUCCUUAUUUUUACUGUAUUCCUGAAAUUAAACAAGUGUUUAUCAGGUGAUUGUAUUUGUUUCAUUUUUCUGUUUGUUUUAUAUAUUGGUUUAUUACUAUGUGUAUAAUUUGUACAGCUAGGUGUAUUUUAUUCCCCUCCAGCUUUGAAAUCUACUCAGAUAUGUCAUGUGUGAAGUUUGUUGUAAUAUGAAUAAAAAGUUAUUCUUUGA